AUGGCCUUGAACACCCCAACUGCCUCUGCAUCGCUUCCUACAUCAGCUGAAUCAUCGGCGGCUCCUCGGUGGAAGUAUGACGUGUUUUUGAGUUUCCGGCAUGAAGACACUGGCCGGGGUUUUACUUCUUAUUUGUACAAUGAAUUGCAAAAGAGAGAAAUCAAGACAUUCAUGGAUAACGACGAAAUGAUUUUGGAUAGAGGUGAGGGGAUCUCUCAAGUUAUCCUAGAGGCAAUUCAAGAAUCAAGAUUUGCAAUCGUUGUUCUGUCGGAAAACUAUGCUUCUUCCAGUUGGUGUUUGGAUGAACUCACACAGAUCAUUCAGUGCAUGGAUUUUAAGGAAACAGUAGUUCUGCCAGUUUUCUAUCAUUUGGAUCCCUCUGAUGUGCGUCAUCAAAGGGGGGCGUAUGGACAUGCCUUCGUUGAACAUGAACAGAGGUUUGGAGAUCAAACAGAGAGGCUGAGGAAGUGGAAAGACGCAUUGCUUACAGUGAGCGACAUCUUUGGCUGGUCAAAAAAUGAUUAUGAGUCAGAAAGACAAUUUGUCAAACAAAUCGUGGAAUUUAUCUGCAGUAGACCUAUUGAAAGUGAAACAAGACAAGCAACAGAUGAAAUUUCUCCUCGAUGGAAGCAUGAUGUGUUUAUAAAUUUCAGGGGUAUGGACACUCGUAACGGUUUUCUGUCCCACUUACACGAUGAAUUGCAAAAUACAGAAAACCUGAACAUAGCAAGGGAUGACGGACCAGAUGCAAAAGGGCAGCUUAUAGUUCCGUAUCUUCUAAAGGCAAUUGAAGAGUCAAGGUUUGCCCUCGUUGUUCUCUCACCAAAUUUUGCUGGUUCUUCAUGGUGCUUGGAAGAACUUGCGAAGAUUUUUGAAUGCAUGGGAGGCCAGAAAAGAAUUCUGCCAAUCUUUUAUAAAGUGGAUCCCUCUGAUGUGCGACGCCAAACUGGGAGUUUUGGAGAAGGCUUGGCUCGCUUUGAAGACAGAUUUGAAAGAGACAAGGUCUUGAAGUGGAGACGUGUUUUAACAAUGGUGGCCAAUCUCUCUGGCUUCGAUUCAAGUAAUUAUGGGUAUGAAGGAGAACUUAUCAGACACGUUGCGGAAGAGUGCAGUAGACGAGUUACAGAGUUGACAGGAGAUUUUGAAACAACAGGAGAUGUUCGGUCCAUGGCUUCUCCCCAGCCUGAGCCAGCUCCUGUGAAGAAUGAUGUGCUUUCAGGUUUCGGGAUAGAAGACACUCGCAGGGGUUUUGUAGCCCAUUCAGACCAUGAAUUGCAAAACACAGGAGUAAAUAGAACAUUCAGGGAACACGAAACACAAAACACCGAUGAAAAUCAUGUUGAAGAAGAGAUAGUUAUUCCCUCUACGUCUCCACCUUCACCUGCUGUGGGAGAUCCUGAAAACGGGGUAGCCCUCCCAUCUACAUCACCAGUUAUUGGGCAACAAAAUGAUGAGUUUUUGAAUACCAGGGAAGAGGACAAUCAUAGGGGUUUUGUCACCCAUUUGGGUCACGAAACACAAAACACCGAUGCAAAUCAUGUUGAAGAUGAGAUAGCUGUCCCCUCUACGUCUCCACCUUCACUAGCUGUGGGAGAUCCUGAAAACGGGGUAGCCCUCCCAUCUACUUCACCAGUUAUUGGGCAGCAAAAUGAUGAGUUUUUGAAUACCAGGGGAGAGGACAAUCAUAGGGGUUUUGUCACCCAUUUGGGUCACGAAACACAAAACACCGAUGAAAAUCAUCUUGAAGAAGAGAUAGCUGUCCCCUCUACGUCUCCAUCUUCACCAGCUGUGGGAGAUCCUCGGGUGAAGUAUGAUGUGUUUUUGAGUUUCAGGGGGGAAGAUACUCGAAAGGGUUUUAUAGCCUAUUUAUACCGUGAAUUGCAAAAAACCAGAGCGAUUAAAACUUUCAAGGAUGAUGUGCAACUGAAAAAAGGGACUGUUAUUGCUUCAAAUCUCCUAAGGGCAAUCGAAGAAUCAAGGUUUGCGAUUAUUGUGUUUUCCGAGAAGUAUGCUGAUUCUGCAUGGUGUUUGGAUGAACUUACAAAGAUUUUUGAAUGCAUGGAGGGUAAGGACACAAUUCUCCCAAUUUUUUAUAAGUUGGAUCCCGCUGUCGUACGAUAUCAAAAGAAAGAGACCAGUUUUGGUGAAGCUUUCGUCAAGCAUGAAGCUAGACAUGACAUUGAGAAGACGAACCAGUGGAGAGCUGCAUUAAAAGGAGUGGCAGGAAUCUCUGGGACGGAGUUAGAACUAAUCGAUGACAUUGUGGAACAUUUGUUGGAAAAAGUACUUCAAGCACCCAACAGAACUUUUGGAACAUUUGAAGCGACAAGGCAAGCCAUGGAUGAGGUCAUGAAGGUGUUAAAAGAUGAUCAAGUCACUGUCCUUGGGGUGCAUGGGGUAGCUGGCGUUGGAAAGACGACUAUGGUCAAACAUGUUGGUGCACAAGCUAAGAAAGAUGGGCUUUUUGAUCGAUGGACUUGGACCCAUUCCUGGCUCUGGGGCUACUCAAUAAUCUCACUAAUGAGAAACAAGCUUCACAAGCUUCCCAAAUAUUUGGUAUGUUCAAAGCUCCAAAUUUUGUUACUACAAAGUAAUGCUGGUAUAUGUGACAUUCCAGAAACCUUUCUUCAAAGUCCUAAUGCGCUAAGGGUCUUUGAUCUUAGCUCCACCAGUAUUUCGUCACUACCUCAGUCAUUCAAUGUCCUAACCAGUCUCCAAGCUUUGAAUUUGGAUUUUUGCAGCAAUUUAAGUGAGAUAUCUGUCUUAGAAAAUCUUAAGAAACUUGAGAUUCUUAGUAUGAGAGAACUUCCUCUUAAGAAUUUACCAAAACAAAUAGGAAAUUUGACCAAUCUGAGGAAGUUGGACGUCACUGGUAGAUCUCUUGAAACAAUCCCAUCUGAAGUGUUAUCGAAGUUGUGUAGAUUGGAAGAACUGCACUUGAAGUUUCAAUUUGGGAAGUGGGGAAGUAAAAUUGAGGAUGCAUCUGAAGAGACCAACGCUAACUUUGAUGAGUUGACUGGUUUGCCUGAUUUAAACAUUUUGGAAGUUUACAUAUCUGAUGCUACAUGCUUGCCUCAAAGUGUUGAGUACUUCAAGCCGAAUUGGGUAGAAUUUGAUAUAUGCAUCAGCAGGGACGUGUUGCUCCCUCAAUAUGAUGGUUUUUCAAGAACCUUGACUCUUGACACAACAAUCAAUAGCUUACCAGAUUGGUUUAUCAGCAUUGUGACAGCGAAAGUGGAGCAGCUAGAGUACACAAAUUGCGAUGAUUUGAAUGACCUUGUUGGGGAAUAUGACCAUGGCAGAUUAUUUGUGCUGAAAUAUCUCUCUGUGAACGGGCACCAUAAGAACUUGAAAGAGAUAAUCAACACAAUGAGACGGGUUUCAAAUAAACCGGUAUUUGAGAACUUGGAAGAGUUGCAUCUGCACUGCUUAUAUUCCCUCGAGGAGUUGUGUGUUGGUGAGCUACCACCUGGUUCCCUACGCAAGCUCAAGUUAUUGAAAGUGCAAACAUGUCAUAGCUUGGUGAAUGCACUUUUAUCAUUGACAUUAUUGCCGAGAUUACAAAAUCUGGAAAAAAUCAUUUGUGUACAUCUAGACAGAAUGAAAUAUGUUUUUGGAUCUGAUGAAGUGGGUGUUGAUCCAGAGAAGAUUUUCUUGAGGAAAUUGAGGGAGAUGAGAUUGUGUGCUCUAGAAGAACUAGUAAGAAUAUGUAAUGGUCCUGCUUCGCAUGCAAUCUUCCAGAAUCUAAAAGUUUUGGCAAUCUGCAAAUGCAAGGAACUGAAAAGCCUCUUCACAAUAGACGUUGCUGAAUGUCUUUUUCAGUUGGAAGACCUUUGCAUAGAGCAGUGUCCUCGCUUGGACAGAGUCAUUGAAGCAAGCAAUAGCUUGAACAGCGAGAUUACACUUCCGGCGUUGAAGAGAUUAGCUUUGAUUGAUCUUCCGGUGCUCACAAGGUUCUGCACUGAAGGUGGUAAUAUUGAAACUCGGUGCCCUUCAUUGGAAUACUUGUCCGUGAAGAAUUGCAUCAAGUUUUCAUAUUUUGCAAACUCCCACUUCAGUAAGAAGGAAAUUCACUUCAAUGAUCUAGACCAUUUGAGUUCUCUAGAGGAAAGGUGGAAGGAAAUGCAUAAUCAGCUAUAAGAGAGCUGCUGCUGCACUAGGAAAAAAGAAGAAGAAAGAGAUGUUCAAUAGUCCCAGAACAAGAUUACUCAGUUAGCUGUAUGAAUGCUAUUAUUAUCUCUUAGUCUUGCAUUGGCCUGCAAUCUUUAUGUUGGAGAUUGCAUGCACAAACUUUUGAUU
Fragaria vesca subsp. vesca is the source of this 4299-nucleotide messenger RNA. RefSeq lists its product as uncharacterized. The transcript is spliced from 8 exons. Gene Ontology annotation, biological process: signal transduction. Gene Ontology annotation, molecular function: ADP binding. The record is from RefSeq and is a predicted model, not a curated record. The coding region runs from base 1 to 4140 and encodes 1379 amino acids. Lineage: Eukaryota; Viridiplantae; Streptophyta; Magnoliopsida; Rosales; Rosaceae.